Molecule: messenger RNA, 1167 nt
Organism: Hansenula anomala
Lineage: Eukaryota; Fungi; Ascomycota; Saccharomycetes; Phaffomycetales; Wickerhamomycetaceae
Gene: RTT106
Product: Rtt106p
Exons: 2
Coding region: 1-1167 (388 amino acids)
Molecular function (GO): histone binding; nucleosome binding
Source: RefSeq, a predicted model, not a curated record
AUGUCAUUUGUUGAUGAAUUACCUGCUACUUUGAAAGCCAAAAUCAUCAAUAUUUCUGGUACCAAUCCAGAGGCUCUAGAAGUAUUCGAAGAACUAUACAACCAUCUGUCAUCUGACUCAUCAUCCAAAAAGAGAAAAAUCGCAGAUGUUGACGAUAGAGAUUACUAUGAAAUAGACUCGAUAGACCCAGCUACAAUCAUAUUCCAACUUCGAGAACUAUCAUUCCAAUCCCCAUUAAGAAAGAAGCUCAACUUGACAUUUUCCAUAUCACCAGUCACCCAAAAGCCUAUACUAUCUGUUGCUAAAUCCAAUGGAGACAAACCAGACUUGGUCAUUGAUGAAUUGACGAAGGAUAAUAUAACAUUUUCAACAUUCUUACCAGCCCCAGAAAAGAAAAACUUGCUAUACUUUGUCGUCUUCUAUCAAAGAAACUUAGGUGCUGCUUUCCAAAAUGAACCAAUUGUGUUAACAAUGAACAAAGAACAAGUUAAUAAACAAUUGGUUGGUGAAAAAUUGAUAAAAGAAGGUGAAGAUUUCAAACUAUACAUUCAACGUCAAGCUGCUGUUUCUGGGUUCAAAGUCAGUGAAACCUUCCAAGGUAAUUUCAAUUCAUUUUUUGUCCAAGCUCAUAGAGGUACUAAAGAAGGUAUUUUAUAUUUCUUACCAAAUCACAUUUUGUUUGGGUUCAAAAAACCUAUACUAUUGUUCAGAUCGCAAGAUAUUGAUUCUAUUUCAUACUCUUCGAUCACAAGAGUUACUUUCAAUGUUACACUUGUUUUGAAAGAUGGUGAUAAGUUUGAAUUCAGUAUGAUUGAUCAAAGUGAUUUUGCAAACAUUGAUGAUUAUAUUAAAAAUAGACAAGUUUUAGACAAUUCAAUGAGUGAAGCAUUGAAAGCCAAACCACUUACAAAGAAUCAAGAAAGUGGUGCUUUGGCUGAAGCUGAACAACAAUUACCUGAAGGUUAUGAAGAAGAAGGUGGUGAAGUUGAUGAUGACGACGAUGAAGAAAAUGAUGCCAAUUUCCAAGUUGGUGUCGAAGUUGAUGAUACUUCAGAUGUCAGUGAUGAUGAACAGUCAGGGUCUGGUGAAGAGGAAGAGGAUGACGAUGAAGACGAAGACGAAGAAGAUGAAGAUCAAGAAGUUGAUUUAAACAGUGAUGAUGAUUAA